Molecule: messenger RNA, 1986 nt
Organism: Mandrillus leucophaeus (drill)
Lineage: Eukaryota; Metazoa; Chordata; Mammalia; Primates; Cercopithecidae
Gene: WDR4
Product: WD repeat domain 4
Exons: 11
Coding region: 375-1175 (266 amino acids)
Biological process (GO): RNA (guanine-N7)-methylation
Cellular component (GO): nucleus; cytosol; tRNA methyltransferase complex
Molecular function (GO): tRNA (guanine(46)-N7)-methyltransferase activity; protein binding
Source: RefSeq, a predicted model, not a curated record
AUCUGUCGGCGUCUGCGCCUGGCGUCAGCGACCGGUGCAGACAGGAAGAGGCUCUAGGCGGGCACAUGUGUAUGGCGUGACGAUGACAGCCUCUUCAUCUAUGACUGCAGUGCUGCGGAAAAGAAGUCACAAGAAAAUAAAGGGGAGGACGCGCCCUUGGACCAGGGGAGCGGUGUGAUUCUGGCGUCCACCUUCUCCAAGUCUGGCAGCUAUUUUGCUUUAACCGAUGACAGACUGUGGCGAGGAGGUGUACAGCCCUGACCUUCAUAGCCUCUGAGGAGAAGGUCUUGGUGGCCGACAAGUCUGGAGACGUCUACUCCUUUUCGGUGCUGGAGCCACACGGGUGUGGCCAUCUAGAGCUGGGGCACCUGUCCAUGCUGUUAGAUGUGGCUGUGAGUCCUGAUGACCGCUUCAUCCUCACUGCUGACCGAGACGAGAAGAUCCGAGUCAGCUGGGCCGCGGCGCCCCACAGCAUCGAGUCCUUCUGCUUGGGGCACACAGAGUUUGUGAGCCGCAUCUCCGUGGUGCCCACUCAGCCCGGACUGCUUCUGUCCUCCUCUGGGGACGGCACCCUGAGGCUCUGGGAGUACAGGAGCGGCCGCCAGCUGCACUGCUGUCACCUGGCCAGUCUACAGGAGCUGGUGGACCCCCAGGCCCCCCAGAGGUUUGCUGCGUCCAGGAUUGCGUUCUGGUGCCAGGAGAACUGCGUGGCGCUUCUGUGCGACGGCACUCCUGUGGUCUACAUCUUCCAGCUGGACGCCCGCAGACAGCAGUUGGUGUACAGGCAGCAGCUGGCGCUCCAGCACCAAGUGUGGGACGUGGCUUUCGAGGAGACCCAGGGCCUGUGGGUGCUCCAGGACUGCCAGGAAGCACCCGUGGUGCUCUACAGGCCUGUGGGCGGCCAGUGGCAGUCUGUUCCUGAGAGCGCCGUGUUAAAGAAAAUCUCUGGUGUUCUUCGUGGGAACUGGGCCAUGCUGGAAGGCUGUGCUGGUGCGGACGCCAACUUCAGCAGUCUCUACAAGGCCACAUUCGACAACGUGACCUCCUACCUGAAGAAGAAAGAAGAGAGACUGCAGCAGCAGCUGGAGAAGAAGCAGCGGCGCCGGAGUCCCCCGCCCGGGCCCAACGGACAGGCCAAGAAGAUGAGGCCCGGGGAGGCAACCUUGAGUUGCUGAUUGUGGCGGUCAGUGGUGCCUCUCACCUCAAAUUAGGAAAAGCUUUUUCACUUGUUCCCCUGCAUCCUGGCAUCUCCCUUCAAGAAGGAAAAGGUGAGGUCAGUUGUGACCAGCUCAGAGGACGGGACUGUCCCCUGGGCUCUAGAAAGAACAUGCUGUGUCACCAGCACAGGCUCUUGCUGGGUGCCUGUGCCCCCUUUCUGGUAGAAGGGAAGCCAGACCAGUGGAGUGGAAACUCUCGAAGCGCUUCCUUUUCACGUUGGAGGCCGCGUGCGAGCCUGUGGUGGCGGCAGCUGUGUUUCUGCUGUUCUCAUCUGCCCCUCAUGUCUGCUGCGUCUUCCUCUAGGAGCAUCUGUGGGCUGAUGUUUCUGGCACAGUGGACUUUUUCAUGUUGUUCCCGCCGUCUCAGCGUCCAGGUGAUGCGCUGCCCCGCAGUAGCCGCUCGCCGCACAGGCUGUUGAAACGCAGCAUGAACGCUUCAGCCCGCCCCAGCCAUACCCCUGUGCUCAGGAGCUGCUCCUGGAGAGUGGCUCCCCUGUGGGAAGUGAGAAAUGUGUUUCGGAGUCGCAGGGAGCUCUGUCCGGCAGCGCUGGGGCAGACGGUGAACUUGUUUCAGGAAGUGUGAGCACAGGGGCCCGGCUGGCACCCAGUUUACAGGGAGGUGAUUGAGGACGUUGUUGUGAUCUGAUUUGACCUUGGCACACACUGCAGAGCCGCAGGGAUGUUGCUGAAUUUCAGUCACCAGUCAGCAAGGAUGAACCUUUGCAACCUCCUGGAAUGUUUAGCAGCAACAUAAUGUACCAAGCAAAAC